AUGGUAUUUUAUAACGGAAAAGCAUCUUGUGGGAGGAAAACCAAAUGGAAGAUGAAUGAAUAUGGAGCCAUCGAUCCAUCUAAGGCUGCUACUGCUCCUAAGGCCGUAUCGAGCGGUGCUCGAGCGUUCGAUAGACGGCCGUUAGAACCACACAAUAAUCCCACGGCAACUGCCGAGAGAGCCACCUUGAUGAUGGAGAUCAUAACAAGCCCCUCGGGAGCUUCACAUUAUGGAGGCGACGGCUAUAAUCCAGCAGAGGCUGGUGAAGAUGAUGUUUGGGAACAGAUAAAGUAG
This is a messenger RNA of Hibiscus syriacus, 294 nucleotides long. RefSeq names its product putative NAC domain-containing protein 61. Gene Ontology annotation, molecular function: DNA binding. The transcript has 2 exons. Gene Ontology annotation, biological process: regulation of DNA-templated transcription. The record is from RefSeq and is a predicted model, not a curated record. The coding region runs from base 1 to 294 and encodes 97 amino acids. NCBI's taxonomy places the organism in Eukaryota, Viridiplantae, Streptophyta, Magnoliopsida, Malvales, Malvaceae.